Molecule: messenger RNA, 1694 nt
Organism: Beta vulgaris subsp. vulgaris (sugar beet)
Lineage: Eukaryota; Viridiplantae; Streptophyta; Magnoliopsida; Caryophyllales; Amaranthaceae
Product: caffeoylshikimate esterase
Exons: 8
Coding region: 179-1375 (398 amino acids)
Cellular component (GO): membrane
Molecular function (GO): lipase activity
Source: RefSeq, a predicted model, not a curated record
UUGGCUAAAACAAAGUCUAAACCUGCCCUGUCUACAUAUUUGCCACAUGCCCGCCUCUAAAGUUGGCCAAGAAAAAACAAAUACUUCUCCAUUUUGCCAAAAACAACAUUAAUAACACAUUUUCACCUGCAAAAUCUGCAUUAACUUCAACGGAUUUUUCUUCCACCAACCAAGCAACAUGAAAUCAUCUCUCUCCUUAACCCUCCUACAAUCUCCUUCACCAUUUUUUAAUCACACUUCUAAACUCUCUCAAUAUCAUUCAUUUCCUGUCAUCAAAUGUCAUCAGCAAUCAUCGGCUCAGAAAUCAAGCCUCACUAAUCUAAAGGCUAUAAUGGCUAAGACAAGGAGAAAGAAAGGACUUGAAGAUUUAAGUGAUGAACUUUAUGAGAUUGCGUCUCUAAAUCUUGAUCAUGCUCCUGCACGCAGACGAGUCCGAUCUGCUUUCAUUCAGUUUCAUCGGCAACUUGAUCAUGUUUUGUUUAAGCUUGCUCCUCCUGGGAUCAGAACAGAGGAGUGGUACGAGUUGAACUCAAAAGGGCAGGAGAUUUUUUGUAAGAGCUGGUUGCCAAAAGAAGGAGAUCAAAUUAAAGGUGUUGUAUGCUUUUGUCAUGGAUAUGGUGAUACCUGCACUUUUCUAUUUGAAGGUAUUGCAAGAAGAAUUGCAGGAUCUGGGUAUGGAGUAUAUGCUGUGGACCAUCCUGGUUUCGGUCUGUCUGAUGGAUUGCAUGGAUACAUUUCAAAUUUUGAUGAUUUAGUUGAUAAUGUGAUUGAACAAUAUGCAAAAAUUAAAGGAAGGCCGGAGUUGCAAGGCCUGCCUCGUUUCAUUUUUGGUCAGUCUAUGGGUGGUGCAGUUGCAUUGAAAACUCAUCUUAAAGAACCUGAUCAAUGGGACGGCAUGAUUCUUGUUGCUCCUAUGUGUAAAGUUGCAGAGGAAGUUAUGCCCCCUGCUGCUGUAUUAAAAGUUGCAAAUGUCCUCUCGAAUGUUAUUCCAGAAGUCAAGUUUUUUCCAACCAAAGACCUAGCAGAGCUUGCAUUUAGAAACUACAAGUACAGGGAAAUGGCUUAUUACAACAUGAUCUGUUACUCUGAUCGUGUGCGACUAAAGACUGCAAUGGAGAUUCUGAAGGUCACAAGUGAAAUUGAGUCAAAUGUCAACAAGGUGUGCUCUCCCUUGUUGGUUAUUCAUGGAGCAGCAGAUAUGGUGACAGAUCCAAAUGUGAGUAAAUUUCUUUACGAGAAAGCAUGUAGCAAGGAUAAGACCAUAAAACUCUAUCAAGGAGGCUAUCAUUCGAUUCUUGAAGGUGAACCUGACGAUGCAAUUUUCACCGUCUUUGAUGAUAUUAUCGAAUGGCUUGACACAAGAUGCUCAUCUUGAUUGAUUUUGUUUUUAUAUACAUACUAUUAUAAUUAUUAUUAUAAUUGUUUGCUGAAAUACUUCCUGUCAUUUAGGUUAAAAAUCUACUCUAGCUCUUUGUUCAAUUUCAUAUUCGCAAUUGUAUGAUACUGUAAUGUGCAUUAUUGUUCUAAGGGAAUGAGUGGAUGUACUACAACUUCGUACAGCAUGCACUGAGAAACUGUAAAAUAGAAGAUGAUUUGUUUUUGGUUGUCCUCAUCAUGCGAGUUAUUGUAUUAAAAUUUUGGACAGAAGAUUUUGUACUAGGUAGUCUUUACAGAUAAAAUCUUUUUAUUUCAUA